UUCAGAACUUCAGCCGCACUAUUCACUCCUGAAAAUCUGAGCUCAGUCUUCACAGCCCGUCUUCUUUUUGUCUCAUUCAUUACUUCAGGUGCCAACAUGUCUGCUGAAAAGUGUCUCGCUAAAGGUAGCGCUGCACCUGGCCCAGUCCCUAAAGGGUACAUCAGAGUUUACAGCAUGAGGUUCUGCCCUUUUGCCCAGAGGGCCAGAUUAGUGCUGAAAGCCAAAGGAAUCAAGCAUGAAAUCAUAAAUGUCCAUCUGGCAGACAAGCCAGAGUGGUACCUUAAAAAGAAUCCAUUUGGGAUUGUCCCGACACUGGAGACACCUGCUGGUGAGGUGAUAUAUGAGUCACCGAUCACCUGUGAAUACUUGGAUGAAGUUUACCCUGAAAAGCAGCUGCUUCCUUCUUCUCCUUUUGCUAAAGCUCAGCAAAGAAUGAUGUUGGAGUAUUUUUCCAAAAUGAUAGGAUACUUUUACAGGAUCCUAUCAGGGAGAAAGAAUGGUCAGGAUGUCUCAGGACUGGAAGCUGAACUGAAAGAAAAGCUUUCCAAAUUGAAUGAGGACCUUGUUAACAAGAAGACCAAGUUUUUUGGUGGUGAUUCCAUAACAAUGAUUGACUACAUGAUGUGGCCGUGGUUUGAGAGACUGGAGGUCUUUGAGCUGCAACACUGUCUGGAUGGCACACCUGAGCUGAAGAUGUGGACAGAGCGCAUGCUGGAAGAUCCAGCUGUCAAAGCCACCAUACACAGCAUAGACGCCCACAAGGCCUUCUUCAAGUCCUACGUUGAAGGAAAACCAGACUAUGACUAUGGCCUGUAGAAGUUUGUGCUGAUAUCACUGAACAAAAAUAUAGCUGUCUUUAUAUAUUACUGUGUCAAACAAAUCAGGUCUGUUUUCAAAAUUCUGAUGUGACAUGUGUAAAGAGUUGAAGAGUCUAAAAAGUGAAUGUGAGUGAUUUUCAAAUAAAAAUUGUC
This is a messenger RNA of Oreochromis aureus, 971 nucleotides long. RefSeq names its product glutathione S-transferase omega-1-like. Gene Ontology annotation, cellular component: cytoplasm. The record is from RefSeq and is a predicted model, not a curated record. Gene Ontology annotation, biological process: glutathione metabolic process. Bases 97 to 816 code for a protein of 239 amino acids. NCBI's taxonomy places the organism in Eukaryota, Metazoa, Chordata, Actinopteri, Cichliformes, Cichlidae. The transcript is spliced from 6 exons. Gene Ontology annotation, molecular function: glutathione dehydrogenase (ascorbate) activity; glutathione transferase activity.